ACGCCCAGAUUGGCGCUGAACGAAAGCUAUUUUAAGCUUUUAGCUGAUUCCUUUCUUCAAAUUAAUUUAAAUAAGGGAGUUAUAUCUGAAUGAAAAUGGACUAAAAGGAGAUGAGUAAGCCCAAACGCCAGGUCAAAGUUCGUCAUGGUUAUGUGUUUGCUUGCAGACGAGAUACACCCGUAAAGAGGAGAGCGAGACAUAAAAGGCUUCUGAUUAGAAAAUACUUUGACACAUUACCAGAAGAGCCUGAGGAAGAAGAAAUAAACAAAUCCACUGUCAAACCAGUGAGUCAAAUGAGGUUUGGCGCUCCUGUGCCAUGCUUAAGGCGCUCUGGGUUGACCAGAAACAGAGGAACUCAGUCUGCUUCAUCUGGGAAAUCAGUUGUUAAAGAAUCUGUGCACCAAAACUUCUCAGGAGAAGCUCCCCCAGCAGUUCAGGUCCAACUCAUUCCAGAGGCCCUUAAAGGUGAUGGCACUCCAGAAAGUGGGCCAUCUUGCAUCACCGAGGCAGACUCUACUUUAGAAUCAGAGACUGAGGAGGAGGAGGAUGAUGAUGAUGAUGAUGAAGAUGAUUGCAUUAACUCUUCUGCUUCAACAUCCCUUAGCAGCUUUUCUUCCCCAGAGAUCUUUAGAAAAGAAGUGAGUGUGGACACAAUGACUUUUCCCAGUGAGGAUGACUUGCUGGGUCUUCAUCUUCAUGUGAAAAAUUCCACCCUGUUAGAAGACAGCCGUGCGGAAAACAUUAACACGCAUCAUCCACCCAACCUUUCUACCAUCAUAGAUCUUUCUUCCAUUGUUGAAAAGAAGUCUGAGAUCAGCUGCCACAAAAAUCCUGAAGAUGAAAGUAAAACGAACAGAAGCUCAUGUAAAUCAGAUGAGAAGAAAACUCUAAACAUAACAAAACUUUCAGAGAGAGAGCCCAUUCUCCCUAGAAAGAAGGUUUGGUUCAAAAGCCCCAUCACAUCUGAGAUUCAAAUAGACAAAGACAUCACACGAAGCAGCAAAAACUUCAGCAAUUCCAGAACAGGAAUCAGCAGCGCUGAAGAUGAAACAUUACCCUUUUGUGGGACUCUAAACAGGCCACAGAAAGCAAGGUUCUUUCACUUUGUGGAUAAGAGCGAAGAGGAAGCCUAUUUUCAAAAGAUGAGGGAAAGAUGCGAGAAACUAAGAAAUGCUGUUUUCUUUCCUUUAAUAUUAGAGAAGGAAAACCUGUAGAGUUAACCUGCAGUUAAUUCAGACUUGUAUGGGGGGGAAGUGUAUGACAGUAAUAGACUGAGGAGUGGAUGGAUGGAAAUAUUUAAAGGGAAUAGAUGUUGGAAAUAGGUGUUUUAUUUUAUGUUUCUGGUAAAUAUUGAUGUAAUUAAUUAUAAUAAAGUUUGUCUAAGUAAGUCUAAUUAAAAUGUAUAUUCAUAAGAAAGGCCACUAGAUGGCACACUUGUUAAUAAUAACCCUUUGAGAAAAUGCACGCAACUUAAACGUUUUGUGGGAAAACAAUAUAUAUGUAUAAUGUGUGUGCUUGUACUUGUUAUAUUUAUGCUUAAAUGUAUUGGAAUUUAUGCUUUGUGUUGCUUAUUCUUCUAUAGGUUAU
Cyprinodon tularosa is the source of this 1587-nucleotide messenger RNA. RefSeq lists its product as uncharacterized. The record is from RefSeq and is a predicted model, not a curated record. The transcript has 8 exons. Lineage: Eukaryota; Metazoa; Chordata; Actinopteri; Cyprinodontiformes; Cyprinodontidae. The coding region runs from base 111 to 1214 and encodes 367 amino acids.